CAGAGAUCGGCGAUGUGUUCGGGUUGCGAAGUUGUCGCAGUUUGAUCAGCACCUCUGAAGAAGGAAGUGCAGCCAUGGCGCAGGGGCUCAAGGAACGCUUCGGCAAGUUCCUCCAUGAGAAGAACCUCAUGACGGACAGUCUCGCAAAGAUCGAGGCGAAGACCGGAGUGAGCAGGACGUACAUAGCUGUCGCUGUCAUCGGUGUCAUCGCAGUGUACUUGGUCGUUGGUUACGGAGCCUCCCUACUGUGUAACCUCAUCGGCUUCCUUUAUCCAGCCUACAUAUCGAUUAAGGCCAUUGAAAGUGCCACCAAGGACGAUGAUACUAAGUGGCUGACCUACUGGGUGGUGUAUGGACUCUUCAGUGUGGCUGAGUUUUUUGCUGAUAUCUUCCUUUCCUGGUUCCCAUUCUACUAUAUCGGAAAGUGUGCCUUCUUGGUGUGGUGCAUGGCUCCGACUUCCUCCAAUGGAUCAAUCCAGAUUUAUAACCGCAUCAUUCGACCAUUUUUCCUCAAGAAUGAAACCAGGAUUGAUGAUGCGGUGAAGACGCUCCAGGAUAAGGCGUCAGAAGCUGCUGAUAAGAUCAAAGAUGAGGCCAAGAGAGCCACAGCCAACAUCAUGUUUGAGGAGAAGAAGAGCUCUUAAGGAGGCGUCUUUCUGGAGCUCACUCGGUAAAGAGGAAAUGUUGCCUUCAAAAUGUUUGUCUUAAAGAGAAUCUGUUAAGUAUGUAAUCUUUAUCCAACCUGUAGUAGCUGUUACUCGUGUCACAUGCAUAAAAGGCGUUUUCACAGGUCAGUAUCUUACUUCAGAUGACUGUACGCUGGCCCUGAUGACCUUUAUGAACCAAAUAAAAACAACCCUCCUUAA
Molecule: messenger RNA, 866 nt
Organism: Anarrhichthys ocellatus (wolf-eel)
Lineage: Eukaryota; Metazoa; Chordata; Actinopteri; Perciformes; Anarhichadidae
Gene: reep5
Product: receptor accessory protein 5
Exons: 5
Coding region: 75-644 (189 amino acids)
Source: RefSeq, a predicted model, not a curated record